AUGUCGUCUGUUGCGAGACGUUUGCUGCCAUCUUCAUACUUUUUCAAAACUUUUAUAAUGCAGACAAGCAGAGCUAUUUGCAAGUUGGAAAAUAAAGUGGCUAACUUGGUAGGUAAGAAAUUUCUGGCAGACGAUGGAACUCAAAAAAAGAUCGAAAUCAGAUGUCCAAGAGGCACUCGGGAUUAUGAUCCUGAAGACAUGGCAUUACGAAAACAUGUGAUUGACAUAGUAACAGAAUGUUUCAAAAGACAUGGUGGUGUAACAAUUGAUACACCCGUGUUCGAACUGAGUAAUAUUUUAAAAGGAAAGUAUGGUGAAGAAGGUGGAAAACUAAUUUAUGAUUUAGUAGAUCAAGGGGGAGAACUUCUAAGUCUACGUUAUGACCUCACGGUACCUUUUGCACGUUAUCUUGCAAUGAAUAAGACAAUUAUGUAUAUGAAACGGUAUCAUAUCGGCAAAGUAUAUCGAAGGGAUAACCCUUCAAGAGGGCGAUUUCGAGAGUUCUAUCAAUGUGACUUCGAUAUUGCUGGUACUUAUGAUGUUAUGAUUCCAGAAGUGGAAUUGUUGAGAAUUGUUAAUGAAAUAUUUUCUGCGCUUGAUGUUGGUCCAUUUGAAGUAAAGAUCAAUCAUAAGUUAUUACUGGAUGGUAUAUUCUCUAUUUGUGGUAUACCAAAAGAACACUUUAAGACAGUAUGUUCGUCAAUUGAUAAAUUAGACAAGGUUCUAUGGGAAAAUAUUCGAGAUGAACUAUGUAUUGACAAACAUAUUGAACGUGAUGCUGUCAACAAAUUAGAAGCAUUUGUUUGCUCUAGACAAAAUACUGGGAAGACUAAUUUUGAUUUGCUCAAGUGGUUCGCGACAAACGAAAAGGCAUCAAAAAAUGGUGACAUACAGCAAGCUAUAGCUGAGGUUUUGCAGCUUUUGGAGUACUGUGAACUUUUUGGCAUUAUUUCGAAUGUUUCCGUUGAACCGUCUUUGGCUCGUGGACUUGAUUAUUAUACGGGAGCAAUCUUUGAAGUUACUUUGAAAGAUUAUUCCAAGAAAAUGGAACUAGAUUAUGAUUAUGGGAAUGAGGAACAAAGCAUAAAUAUAGGAUCGGUUGCGGGAGGUGGCCGUUACGAUAAUUUGGUGUCGGUAUUUUUGCCGAAACAUAAGGUGCCUUGCGUAGGAAUAUCAAUUGGUAUUGAAAGGCUUUUCGCAAUUAUGAAGGAGAAGUCAGGGAUGAAGAAAGUACGGUCGAAAGAAACUCAAGUUUUUGUCGCAUCUGCUCAAAAGGAGAUGGUGAAGGAAAGGAUGAAGCUUUGUCGAUUACUCUGGGAUAAUAAUAUUAAGGCUGAAAUGGCUCUAAAAGCAAAUCCCAAAAUGUUAGAUCAAAUGCAGUACUGUGAGGAAUAUAAGAUACCGUUAGCAGUUAUUAUCGGAGAAUGUGAAUUACAAGAAAAUAUUGUAAAAUUAAGGGAUGUACCGACGCGUACUGAAGAGGUUGUACCACGUGACAGUUUGAUAGAAGUGCUAAACAUGCGUUUGGAGCAAUUUCAGUCAUGA
Molecule: messenger RNA, 1545 nt
Organism: Thelazia callipaeda (thelaziosis nematode)
Lineage: Eukaryota; Metazoa; Nematoda; Chromadorea; Rhabditida; Thelaziidae
Source: the annotation of a GenBank genome assembly